Didymodactylos carnosus is the source of this 2670-nucleotide messenger RNA. NCBI's taxonomy places the organism in Eukaryota, Metazoa, Rotifera, Eurotatoria, Philodinida, Philodinidae. The record is from the annotation of a GenBank genome assembly.
AUGUCUUUUUAUCCUUCUCAUCAUCUUGACUCUUUACUCGAAUGUUCAAUAUGCAAAGAACGAUUUAAUGAUCCAAUUCAUCUACCUUGUCAACAUAAUUUUUGUCGUCAAUGUUUAGUUCAAUGUUUUGAUACUACCACACAAACAGUGUGUUGCGCUCAUUGUCGUACAUCACACUCAUAUCCAAACGGAUUCGAUUCUGUACCUACAAAUUUUCUUGUUGCACAAUUAUCAGAAAUUCAACCAAUUCGAGCGAUUUGUAGCUUUUGUCGAUGUAAUGAUGAACCGUUAACUGUUUGUAAACAUUGUGAUAUCAUGUCCUGUCAAAAAUGUGAAUCUGAACAUUGUAAAAAAUAUGUUCAAGAAUUUACUCAUCUUGCUGAUCAAUUGUGUUCAUACAUGGAUGAAAUAAAUAAUCGUAUAAGCAACGUAUUUCUUACAAUAAAAUCAAAACAACUUUUAAAUCGAUCGUUUAUUAUUGAACAUUUGUACAGAAAUAAAUUUUCCACGGAUUUCACACAGGCUUCGAAUAUUUUAUCAAAAACAAGUGAUGAUAAUGUGACUAAUUUAAGGUAUUUAUUUGUACCAACACAACAAUUAAUAACAAAAUUUCUUGAACAUAUUAAUCAUUUACAGCAACAUCCAAUCACAAUAGCAGACGAUAUUCAAUCAGAAUUUGAUGAUCAAUUUUUUCAAAUCUAUGUACGAUUUCAACCAGAAAACGAACGAAAUUCCGCUAAUGCUACGAUUAAAAGAAAUCCGCAGUUUUUAAUGAAAAGUAUGUCGCAUGAGAAUAAUCGACGUUUACUUCUUAAACAGGCAACGAUGGGAAAAUACAACGACGACGGGCAUAAUUUGAAACGAAAUUUAACAUGUCUCUCAUUUCAACUACAACCAAACGACGAUAAUAAUAGAAAAGCAGCUCGAUUGAAACGGAAUCUCAGCUGUCUUGCUGUUGAUAAAUUUAUUCUAUGUCAAACACAGUCACCGAAUACUGGUUCAAAGCACUUUUGUGGCAAUCAGGACGUGAUCAAUCCAAGAAGUUUUGAUCGAUUAAUGUCAGAGAAAAGAAAAGAAAAUUGCAAACAAUGUGAAACAAAGCAACGAUCAAAUACAACAUAUUUUUCCAUUCCAUUUCAAACAGUGGAAAUUCAAACCACACCGAAUACUCUUGUGGAAACUAUUCUAAAAUUUAUGACUAAACAUUUUAAUUUACAACAACGUUAUUUACUGAAAAAUGAAAGCGGAUGUAAAUUGAAUGGAACAAGUAGUAUGGAAGAAUGUGGGAUCAAAACAAACACCACGCUCAUUAUGCGUUCAACCGCUUUUGUUUCAACAUAUAUAACAAUUCGUAUUUUAUCAACUAAUGGCAAUAUUUAUGAAGAAACUUUUUCACCACAUACAAUUUAUUCUGAUAUUAAACAAUUAGCUAUUCGACAUUUAAUCACUCGUAAUCAGUCAACAGAUUCUUAUAAAUUACCCUAUCGUCGUUCGUCAUUUGUUACACCAUCCACUCUCUCUUCAUUCUCUAACAACGAACAAUGUGAAAAAUCUACUGAAACUGGUUCAUACUAUAAAUUAGUAUCAGUUGUCAAUAGACGACCAGUUGAUGAUGAGAGAACUUUAUCUCAAGAACAUGCAAAAGACGGAGAUGAAUAUAUUCUUAGUGCAAAGCGUAUAGCAACAGUUAAAGAUAACAAAGAUAAACCAUCUAAAAACAUUGUUGAUCAACAAAUGAUUAAUUCAAAUACCCACGAUAUCAAAUCAAUAAAUGGUGAAUCGACUAGAGAAUUUCGACCUGGAUCAAUAACGGACUUUCGAAGUGAUUUAAAUAAAAUAUUAAUUUCUCUAAUUGAUGCUGCACAAAAAUUGCUUUAUUGUAGACCAGAUGCAGAAGCUAUUUUUAUGCAAGCUGAAGAAUUACUAACUAAAUCAUCAUUAUCUUGCGAAGAAUCAAGAACAACAGAAGAGACAAUAAAUCAAAAAGAAUACAAGCAACGACAAUUGUCUAAAUUAUGUGAUAUGGGCUAUAGUGGAGAUCGAGCAAAAUAUGCAUUGAAAAAAACAAAAUAUGAUUUCAAUGCGUCGAUGGAAUGGCUGCUUACUCACGAAGACGAAACGAUAUCGAAUGAAGAUAGUUCUACUGAUGAAAGUGAUGACGACGACAAGGAGCAACAAGAAUCAUCUAGUUACGAUAAAAAGCUGUCAUUAUUUUCCCCUACUGGACGAUUUCGUUCGUUUCGUGAGAUACGUCAACAACGAUUUCGUCCGAGUAUUAGUGCAUUAAAUUCGUUAAAGGAAGUUGGAUUUUCAGAAGAAAAUAUAUUAGUGGCAUUAAAGGCGUGCAAUAAUGAUAAAAAUGCUGCUUGUGAAUGGUUGCUGGGUGAAAGAAAUUCUACUUCUGAUGAUUAUGAAAAUGGUUUAGAUCCAGAGUCAAAUAUUUACAAAGCAAUAAUGAAUAAUUCUUCUAUACAAAUUGCAUUAAAUAAUCCCAAAACAUUUUUUGUCAUGUUACAAAUAGCUGAAAAUCAAACGAGUAUAAUGCAAUAUUUAAAUGAUACAGAAAUUGGAAAUAUGUUAUUGCAGAUAUCACGAAUUUAUCAUGCUGAAAAAGAUAAUAUGAGUAUACAUGAGAGAAUAACAACAGUACCAACAACAAAUAACGAAUAA